This is a messenger RNA of Thrips palmi, 1823 nucleotides long. RefSeq lists its product as uncharacterized. Lineage: Eukaryota; Metazoa; Arthropoda; Insecta; Thysanoptera; Thripidae. Bases 3 to 1823 code for a protein of 606 amino acids. The record is from RefSeq and is a predicted model, not a curated record. The transcript is spliced from 12 exons.
CCAUGGCCACCAAACGCGUCAUGCUCGCGGAGGGGUGUCGCCCACGGCCACCCUCGCCAUGGCCAGCCCGGCCAGCCAUGGCGUUCCUGCGAACGGCGUGCUUCGCGAUCCUCCCUCUGCUCGUCUCACCCAACUUGACGUUCUACGAGGAGCUCUGCCCGCUGCCGGCCAACGACGGCCCCGCGAGUAGCAAGCUGGCACCGCCAGUGGGCCGCUGCGACUUCGACGCCAACUCGCUGGUCGUCAUGGAGGACUUCGACAUGGAGGAGUACGCCGGCAGCUGGCACGAAGUCUACGCCAGCGGCAACCCUCGCAACUGUAGCACGCACGUGUUCGCCACCGCCAGCGGCGCCGUCACGUACUUCGAGAAGGACUACGACUUGAGCACGGCAACGUACCGGGCGAUCCAGGGCAGGGUGCAGAGCGUGGCCACAGCACAAGUGUUGAUCCGGCGGCCGCGCGUGGUGGGGCUGGAGACCUACUCGAUCCUGGACACGGACUACCUCACCUACGCCAUCGUGCACACCUGCACCGUGCUCGCGAGCGAGCCGGCGGCGGUGCGGGUGCUGAGCCGCGACUACGUGCUGCCGAGCCGCGUGGCCGAGGCCGUGGACGCCGUGCUGCUCAGAAGCUUCAGCUUGACUCGCGACGAGCUCACUGCCACCGACAACAAGGGCUGCAUUCCCGACACGUGCCCGCCGGUCGGACCCACCGCGCAGUACCUGGACCUACGCCAAUUCGCAGGGUGGUGGCACCAGCUCAUGAUCCUGUCCAAGGACCCUCCGCAGACCGCCAUGCCGAGCUGCACCAAGUGGCUGCUCACGCCCGCGCCCAACGACAGCGUGUUCCUGCAGCGGGAAGUCCCGAGCAAGGACCAGAACCAGAGCCCCCGGCGCCUGCCCACCCUGGAGGCGCGCCCCGACGACCCGCUGGCCGGCGACGGCCACUUCAGCAUCCAGCAACGGCUGGAAGGGGCCUCGUCGACAGUGCGCUUCGACGUCCUCGGCGUCGACUACCAAUCGUGGGCGCUCGUCGCGGUCUGCAACCACACCUUAAUGAGGAGCAACUUGAACAGAGCCGUGGAGAUGUACACGAUACUCCUGUCGCGGUAUCCCUUGGUGGACUCCGUACCGUGGAGCGAGCUGAGGGACACCCUGGCUCGGCACGACCUGCAGGGCCUCCACCGCGAGGUCACGUCGUCGAUGUCGUGCCCUUCGCCGCGCUGCCUGGACUGGAUUCCCGCCAAGGCGCCCUUCGACGCCGAGAGGUUUUUAGGAUACUGGUUCGUCAUGGAGCAGACGGCGACCAAAUCGGACACGGGUUUCUGCGCCAAGCACUUGCUGAGUUGGGACAAUAAUGUUGGAUCGCACGACGUUCAUUUGGACAUCAUCCAGUACAAGAGGUCCCCCGGCGCCCUGAACGUCAUACCAUACCGGUUAUCGCAGGACAUCCCGUUCGAGGGCAAGUUCACUGUCGUGGAGCCCAUGCCUUUCGGUCAGCUCAGCUCUGACUCGUUCAAAACCUACUGGGUCCUCGACACCGACUACGAGAGCUUCGCCGUGGUGUACAGCUGCUCGGGGCCGAGAGAAGAGCGCGUCUGGAUCAUGAGCCGCGUGCCGGGGCUCAGCUGGACGGCGAGCCGCCACGUCGUGGACGUGCUGGUGCAGAGCCACGUGGACGUCGCCGCGCUGCGCACGGUGGACUGGCCCGUCUUCUGCGCCACCUGGCCCGACCCCAGCGUGGACCCCGACGACCCCGACCGGCCGCAAAAGCCACUGAAGAGCCAGCUGAAGAGGCACAUGGACACAAGGGAAGAAACAUAA